Cylas formicarius (sweet potato weevil) is the source of this 6491-nucleotide messenger RNA. RefSeq lists its product as uncharacterized. The transcript has 9 exons. Lineage: Eukaryota; Metazoa; Arthropoda; Insecta; Coleoptera; Brentidae. The coding region runs from base 236 to 1882 and encodes 548 amino acids. The record is from RefSeq and is a predicted model, not a curated record.
GCGUUCCCAAACGGUUUCAGUAACUAUCAAGCGGCGCGUGGAGUUUGUUCGGUUUUUUGUGUUGUGAAUACGGUUCGUGUGAAUGAACGAGUGUGCUGCGAGCUUUGCAACCUUCCGAGGAGUACGAUGGAAGUACCUAGAGACGUUCUCAAAAUAGGCUGGUGAUACAAAUUAUUGACAGUUUUCGAUAAGUGUUUACUAAUUUUUCGGCGAUAAAUCGCCCUACCGCACGGCAAUGCCUAUCCUAGGAAAUGGCGGCGGCCGGUUCGUCACCAAAGUACUCACCAUGCUGGUACUGUGGUGUCUGCUAAUUUACACGGUCUUCCAGUUUCGAGAGAUUAAGCUCGAUGUUCCCAUGUCGCACCUUCACAGGAACAUUCUACAGAAAAGGUUAGAUAUAUUGACGAGACAUACGGAUUCGACUACCGAAAACAUCGACUUGGAGCCGUCAGUCGACAAAAGUCCGUCUUUGUCGGAAGACAAUCUGAUUGAGGACAUACAAAAACGGAUGCCUAAUUUGCCCAUAGUGUACUGGAACCAGAACAAGAACAAACCCAUGGGAUUAAACAACACUUGCGCCAGGUUUCCGAAUUUGUUGGACAUCGAAUUCAACAACAUCUACUGGCAAACCCUGCACACUAGCAACGGCACCUUCCAGCUGUACGGGGCUUAUUUGGAUAGGCGGAAAAAUAACAGACUGGGACCCACGGUCAGGAUUUUGGGCAUGAUCGAUCGAAUCGAACCGACAGUGACGACUUACUGUCAGUUCUGGUUCGACGGGAAAAAGGAUCCCGUGAUCACAAAGAGUUUCGAGUACAAGUAUAUCUGGUACAAAAAAUGGGGCAACUAUAAACAGGGCAUCUAUCAGCCGUAUUUGACAGCCUGCGUCAUACCCCAAAACUACAAAACCAAAGUGCCCCAGUCCAUUUCGCUGGUCGAGAAACAAUGCGACAACGCCACAAACAAUUUGAAAGUCAUUCAUAGCGAGCCCAAAACCAAAAAGGACUUUGCAGUCUGCGUGAAGGGAUUGGAUUUCCUUCACGAAGACUUAUCCGUUAGGCUGGUGGAGUGGAUCGAGCUGCUUCACUUGUUGGGCGCGGACAAGAUAUUCUUAUACGAGCUGCAGGUUCACCCAAACAUCACCAAGAUCUUAAAACAUUACGAACAGGAGGGGAAAGUUCAGGUGACGCCGAUAACUCUCGCCGGGUCUCAGCCGAAUGCACCCGCCUUCCAGCAUUUGUACUUAACGAAGAAAACGAACCACAAGAGACAAAACGAGGUGGUACCGUACAAUGAUUGUUUCUACAAACAUAUGUACGAGUAUAAGUACAUCGCUCUGUUGGACAUCGACGAGGUCAUUAUGCCUCUGGAAGGCGCGACGUGGAAAGAUUUGAUGGACAAAGUGUUGCCGAAGGCGCUACAAGGCAACAAGGAAGAACGCGCGUCCUACAACGUCCGAAACGUUUACUUUUUGGACGAUUUAAUACACGACCACGGGUGGUUUAAAGAAAUUCCAAAAUAUAUGCAUAUGCUGCAGCACGUCUACAGGACCAAAAACUUUACCAAGCCCGGACAAUACGUGAAAUGCUUCCACAACACCGAAAAAGUGCUCACGUUACACAAUCACUUUCCUUUAAGCUGCUUAGCAGGCGGCUGCACCACUUACCCCAUAGAGACGACCGAUGCGCAGUUGCAGCACUACAGGGCCGACUGUGUAAAGACGCUGAAGAAAACGUGCGAGGAGUUUAGGAAAACGUCCGUGAUGGACACGACCAUAUGGAAGUACAAGGAGCCGUUGAUAUCGCGGGUCAGCUCGACGCUGCGCAAAUUGGGCUUCUUUAGUAAUAGCGAUAUAAGUAAUAACGCGGUAAGAAAAAGGUAAUAGUAAUUGGCGGAAAAACUGCGAUCAGUGUAUAGACCCAAGAUCCGUAAACACAAUAGAUUACCGCGUCGAUACUAGGCGGUGACAUCACUCGGCGACCCAGCACUGGGAUUCCGAUUUUGCCGAUAUCGCUAGCGGUUUCUUAGGUAACAGCGAUGGAAAUUGAAAUCAGAAAUGGGGAUUUUAGAUAUUUUAAUCGAACAGCGAUGGAAAGGAAAAUCGACUAUCAAAAGUUGGGGAUUUUGGAUUUUUUAAUCGUUUAAUGUUGAAACUGAUUGUCGAUUGUCAUAUCGUUUCUCUCAUUAAAUAGUACUUUAUCUGUAUCGGAAUAUACAAGAGUUGGUAUAUAAUAUUUUCUUAAUUUUCUUAUGUUAGGUUAACCUAGUCGUAAUAAAAAUAUUAUGCAAUACCGAACAUGCAUUUACCAUGCAACUAACAACGUAUAGAUCGCAUGUUAGUCUUUUGUCACAUCUACACACAUCUAAAUCUUGCUUCAGGAAACCCAAUGCAUCGCUCGAAGCAUGUUCUUGUCAGUAUAUGCUGGUUAUCUUGUCCCAGGCGUACCAAGAUAAGCAUUUCUUGGGGGGGGGGGGGGUUAUCAGGUAUGAAUUCUGUGGAUAUCCCGAGUCCCCUAGCUUUUUGGUUACCUAGAAAAAAAUAUUAUUGUAUGGAAAAUCUAAAAAACGCUACAAUUAAAUUGAAACUAUUCAACACAAACGACUUAAUUAUUAUGUUUAAAACCUACCUGCAUUGUAUCUUGUUUCCAUUUCGUCCAUGCUAUUUCUAAUCAAUAAAUCAUGAGCAUUUAAAAUGUCAUCAUUUCGAUCUCAGAUCUGUUAAAAUUUGGAGAUUUGAAAUAAUUUGCCAUUGCACUUUGUUAUCGAACUAAACAACCAACAUUUUUUACCUUUACCUUUAACCAAGGAAUAAAAAAAAUGUUCAUUUAUAUCAGUUAACUUAAUGUAUUGACCAAUGUAAUUGCUGUUUCUCAUUUAGCUUCACAUAAAAUUACAAAUAUAACAUUAGCAAGCAACACUUUACUGUGAGAAGUGAAACCAUCGGAGAAUAUAUUCACAAAUUGUGUUUACGUAUCUUGGUAUAGACAGGCAAAUCUCUCCGAUUGCCAAGUUGUUAAAUAUAUAUGUCUUCUUUGAAUUUUCUAGGUCCCUUGUUACUAUUAUUAUUAUUACUAUUAUUAUUUAUUUCGCCCGAAAUUAUUUCUUCGACGGACUUUAGAUUUAGUUUUGUUUAAAUUUUCGCCAACAUCUUCCCGAACUUAAAACUUGAGUCCUUUUAUCCUAAGCGAAAUACUGACUGUUAUUUUUAUUUUAGGUAAAAUUUAUUUUUAGUUUAUUUGUGAUAUAGUUUUGUGUGAAUUGCGCCGCAGUGUUUGGCGGGGUAAAAUAGAAUUACAGGUUGUCAAAAAAAAAAUCUGCUUUGCCGAUGAAUGUUUCGUUCAAUGUUUUUUGGUAUUUUUAGUAAAACCCAACCCCAGAGGACGUAAAAAAAUCUCAAACUUUCUUGUUUAAAGUUUUUUUACAAACUCGGGGAACAUUUUUUUUUUCUUUAAUACAUUUGUUUAUGUAUAGAAAUAACUCUAUAUAAAAUAAAGAACACUUUAAGUUAUCAAUGCCAAUAUACUUUAAAAUCAGUGUUUAAAAAACGUCUUUUUUGUUUUUUAUGUUGAAUAAUUAACAUUUUAUUUGAUAUACCAUUUGAAUUUUAAAAACUAGAAAACUCUAAACUGAUUACAAUAUUAUAUUGGUUUAAAACUAGUGGCUAAAUGUUCUAUGAACAUACCGUUUAGCUUUAACAUCCCAAACCUUAGGAAAAAAAAGUUUCAAUCUUUUUGGUCACAAUCUAAUAAAAACAAUUCUAGACCAAAACUAAAAGUUACUAAAUAGUAACGGAUUUAUUUGCUUCUUUGAACGACUCGUCAUACGGCAAAAGUUUUGGGGAUCGCCUGAGUCCGGUCUUGGACAAACCUAACCUUUAAAAAAGAAAGCCACUUAAGUUUAAACUUAAUUUGCAUAUCGCCUACAAAGCUGGAAAAAAACUAUAUACUAACUUAAUAAAGUUAACCAUAGCCCGCAAAAGGAAGUAAAUUCAGCUAAUAAAGAAGUUUUUGAAAAUCUGCACAAUAGUAAAACGAACUUUAGUAACCUCAUUUUUCGUAAGAAGUUUUGUUUUGAAUGGUAACAAAAUGACCGCUUAAACUCGGCCGUUGGAUAUUCGACCCCCGUCAAGCACUGUAGACGUGCGUUUCGUACGAACAGAUGGAUAAUCGUUAAGCUCAAAGAAGUGCCUUUCCAUAAAAAAAUUACAUUCCAUACCGACACGUGCCUCCGAAAUUGAAUUUGAACAUACAUAUCGGUCUGGAUCAGAACUGCGUUUAUGAGAUCCUAUUAGAUUCGACAAUUUAUGUUUAGGAUUUGUCGUUUUGCUCAAUGUAGAUGUGGGUCGUCAAAAAGUGAGGAAAUUGGAUUUAAUCCAUCUGUAUACAUGUCGUGUAUAUAGUAAUUAAGAGUAGUCAAACUAUUGGACCACAAUUUCUCAAUAAAUUCUUGUACAUAGUGAAAUAUUGGCCACUUUACACACAUCUGGUGAUUUUUAGUCGAUACACUUUUGGUUGCUUAGUUUAACGCAUCGGGUUUGAAUUUUCACUGUAUAUAAUUCCAUAUAGGGUUUGAAACGAAGGCCGUUAGAUGUUGCCAUAUUUUGCAAUAUUUAACGGCUCUCAUUGUGCUUUUUUAUCUUACUUAUUUUGUAUAGUAUUAUUAUGGGAAUCUAGUGUGUCUUUAAAUAUUAUCAUAUUUGAUGAGCAGUAACCAUUGUUAUAGAAGUGCGAGAAGAAGUAUAGUCAAGUCUGUUUCUUCUGCAAAUCGUGUCGAGUAUUAGCUCGACUUAAAAAUCGAAGAUUACGGCUGUUAAAUUCCGUUAGGACGUAAGACUUACUAUUUAAAUAACCGAUGCCAGUGUAUAUAGUGUUACUUGCGAUAAGUAUUUUCCAAAUACAGGUAAAGAUGUCGUGCCUUAAACUUUUUGAUUGAAUGCUGUAAAGGUAUUAUUUAUUGUGUUUAAUUUAUACAAAUAUACUUACUUAGCGAACAAAAAUUUCUUUAAACAAUGAACCCCUAUAAGCAUAUGUUAACGACUAGAUUUGGAAUAACCCCAAACGAGCAUUAUGUUUUAGUUUUCGCAUAUUGUUUUUUGAUAGUCGACUGUCGAACCGCAAGGACAGAUUACAGUCGUUACAAAACUUUGUUUUGUUUUUGAGAGCGUACUCGGAUGAACAGUCAACAUUGUCGUCUAACUAUUGAGGAUAAUACCAACCGCCAAAAAAAAGUAAUCAUUCACUAUUAACAACCUCGUUGGAUGUUGGUAAUGGGCGAAUGAUCAUAAUGAUGUUGCCCAAGUAUUUGUGCAACUAAUUAGAAGAAGACAGCUAAGCAGUGCAUCUAGACAGUGGCCUUCGGCAACGAAAAACAGAGCAAAGGUCAUCGUCUAGAACUUUGUUUUGCGAAAAAGAACUGAAAAAUGCUUCUAGCAAGUGAUUAAAAUUAGGAUACACGUCGGUCGUUUUGUGAAGCAUGGACGCAUACAAUUUUAGGCAGUCGAGCAUGGUUCUCCUUUCUCCGGUAAGUGAAGUAAACAUGGAACUUAUUUUAAUAUUUAGGCUCGAACAAUGUCAGCCUAAUUGUAAAACGACCAGUGCUUUAUUUUUUGGACAAUAAUAUCUACUUACUCAGUUAGAUUGAAAACAAUAACGUUUAAUAUAGUUCAAUUAGAACGCCAUGGAUUUUUAUAAUCUCCAUAUUUUGGUAGUUUUGCAAUUAGCGUGACGAUGUGUACAAAACUAUUGUUAUAAAUUUGCAGUUUGCUCAGGACUUUGAUCCGUGUUUUCAACCUAUCGAGUAGGACGACUGCCUUUUUUGGAAUUUAAGCUGCUAAAAAAAACGCUUUUUAGCCUUAGGAGUUAUUGUGUGUACACGGUGGGGCAGAUUAAACAUAUUUUUCGCACAUUUUUUUCAUUUUGAAGUUAAUUUUGUUUUGAUUACAACUGAAUGAAACAAUAAUAAUACACUUUUGAAUGUUGAAAGUUUCAGUUUCUGUGUGCUGCUAGAGUCAAAACAAAAAUCCUUUGCAUUGUGAAGUUACCUGAACUGUACUACAUAUGAACCAAAGUUGCUAUUCUUCAAAUAUACCAGCACCUAGGGAGGUUGGUUUGACCAUAAAGAAUAACGACAUUGAAAAAUUGAAAAUUAUUAUUUCAUUUAGAUCAGAACAAAAUGAUCUGGGAAAUAAUGUUAAGCUUAUGAGAAAAAUAUGUUUUUUUUGCAGCACAUUGUAUUAUAUGAUAUUUAUUUUUCAAUCCCAGAUUUAAUCUUACCAGAUGUCCGUCGUUUAGUUUGAGAUUUCUGCUUAUCUUUUCAUAUUCACGCAAUGUAUGUUAUGUUUAGGAGUGAAGACAACCAAUUUUUGGAAACGCAGACAAGUCAUCAACAUAGGAUUCCUGGUUGUGCGCAUUCUUUGUUCCGCACAUAAACGUAAACGACCACUCGUUUAUGGUGAAUUCGUUUAUUAUAUAAAAUAAAUUGCAUCUAAUUAG